This is a messenger RNA of Brassica napus (rape), 977 nucleotides long. Its product is annotated as MATH domain and coiled-coil domain-containing protein At3g58410-like. Bases 1 to 936 code for a protein of 311 amino acids. Gene Ontology annotation, molecular function: protein binding. The transcript has 4 exons. The record is from RefSeq and is a predicted model, not a curated record. NCBI's taxonomy places the organism in Eukaryota, Viridiplantae, Streptophyta, Magnoliopsida, Brassicales, Brassicaceae.
AUGAAGAAGAUAGGUGAGAACAAGUUUACAUGGGUGAUAAAGAACUUCUCCUCGUUGCAGCAUGAAACUUUUCAUGAUUAUGCAUUUGAGAUUGAUACUGAUGUGUGCAGCUGCCGCCUUUCAGUCACUCCCCAUGGAAAGAAACCUCAUCAAUUCUUGGGUUGGCGUAUGUUGAUUGCUUACAAUCCAUCAUUGCUUCCUGGACGUACAAGACAUUUUAGUUAUCGCCUAACUUGGGUGAAAUGUUUGUUACAGAAGGACCGCACUGGUUUGAUUCGGAGACAAUGGAAUGGGGUUUUGUAUCCUUUCCUGGCUUUCCAUCACUUCGCAAAUGCUGGAACCCUAGUAAAUGAUGAAGUCAAGAUUCUUGCAGAGGUUGAUGUUCUGGAAUCUAUUGACAAGUUAUAUAUACCAAGGAAAUUCGAGAAGACAACCAUACCUCAGAGUAAGAUAGAUGAAAAGUAUGCCGCAGUUUAUAGCGUGAUCCUCGAGCAACCUUCAGCAAUAAGGGAAAGGAUCCAAGUCAAUGGAUUCCAAGUUCUUCCUUCACAAGUAGAAACUGUGUGGAGUAUCUUUGAGAGACAUCCAGACAUUGCUGUAGGGUUCCAUUCAAAGAACCAACAUCUGAGGAAAGCAUGCAUGAAUUCUCUUCUAUGCUUAAUUGAGACUCUAUGCCAAUCACUUCAAGAGCUCUCCAGUGAGGAUCUUGAGCUAGCAGACGUUGCACUGACAUAUCUGAAAGAUUCAGGAUUUAAGUUGGAUUGGUUGGAGAAGAAGCUGGACCAAGUUAAACUGAAUAAGGAGAAAGAGAUGUCUUGUUUGGCCAUCCUACAAGAAACAGAGGAAAGUUUACUAAACUUGAAGCAAAAGUGUUCAGAGCUGAGGGCAGAGUUGGCGGAGACCAAAACUCCUCUGUCAUUCGAUGAUGUUGUUUGAUGUCUUGAUGUCCUUUAACAUUUUGUGUUAUGUUGUCUUAG